Musca vetustissima is the source of this 531-nucleotide messenger RNA. Its product is annotated as putative nuclease HARBI1. The record is from RefSeq and is a predicted model, not a curated record. The transcript has 5 exons. NCBI's taxonomy places the organism in Eukaryota, Metazoa, Arthropoda, Insecta, Diptera, Muscidae. The coding region runs from base 1 to 531 and encodes 176 amino acids.
AUGCGGGAGGCUAUUUCUAGCACUGCCAGAUUACUUUUGACACUAAGGUUUUUGGCCACAGGAGAAAGAUACUCACAACUAUCCUAUGGAUUCCGAAUUUCCGUAUCAGCUAUAUCGAAAAUUAUACCAGAAACUAUAGAUGCCAUUUAUUCAGUUCUAAGUGAUGAGUUCUUGAAGGUCCCCAGCAACGCUGAUGAAUGGAAGAAAAUUGCGGAAGAUUUUGAAAAGAAAUGGAAUUUUCCCUUUUGUAUGGGUGCAAUAGAUGGUAAACAUAUUGCAAUCAAGAGCAAACCCGAAUAUGGAUCAUUCUAUUACAAUUAUAAAGGAUUUCAUAGCGUAAUAUUAAUGGCAGUGGUGGACGCAAAUUAUAACUUCAUAUACGUCAAUGUUGGAAGCAACGGAAGAGCAAAUGAUGCAGCGGUUUUCAAUGAGUCUUUACUAGAUGAAGCUAUAAAGAAAAACUUAUUUGACUUUCCUCCUGAUGAAAAUUUGCCCAAUACAGAUACGAAAUAUAUUCCCGCUACUAUGUAA